AUAGAAUCAAGGAUAAAAAUCAUAUGAUCAUCUCAAUAGACACAGAAAAAGUCUUUGACAAAAUUCAACAUCCCUUCAUGUUAAAAGCCCUGAAGAAGCUAGCAAUAUCUCAAUGUAAUAGAAGCCAUCUGCAAUAAACCUAUAGCCAACGUCAUAAUAAAUGGGGAAAAAUAGAAAGCAUUUCCUCUCGUCAGGAAUGAGACAAGGCUGUCCACUCUCCCUACCAUUGAGCUCCUAGCCAGAACAAUAAAGGAAAAGAAAGAAAUAAAAAAUAUACAAAUAGGAAAAGAAAAAGUCCAAUUCUCCCUAUUUUUAUAUAAUAUGCUGCUUUUACUUUCUUUGUUUCUUUCUUUUUUGAUGUUACUGGAGUUUGAACUUAGGGCUUCACACUUGUUAAGCAGAUGCUAUACCACUCCAGCUAUGCCUCCAUCCCUAGACAAUAUGAUGCCAUAAUUAAAAGUCCCUAAAGAUUCCAUCAAAAAAUGCUCAGAUCUGAUCAUUUCAGUUGCACACUCCAACACAGGGGGUGCCUCACCCCCAAGAUUCUAAUGGUAUUGAUCUGAGAUGCUGCCUGAAAAUCAAGAUUUUCCCAAGUUCCUGUAGUGCUUUUUAGCACAAUCCCAGUUGUGAGUGGUUGUGGACUGGUGCUGUUCAAUUUGUAGCAUCUGUCAGAUCCACCUGGAGGACGUGGCUGGCUAUGGCUGCCUGGGCCCCUGCUUGGGCCCCAUUCAGCAUGGGAGGGGGAGAGCCCAAGAAUGAGUGUUUCUACCAAGUCCAGGUAACGCUGAUGCUGCUGGUUUGGAAAUUACUGUUUUAUAUGCAGAUCUCACCGAUGACCGUGUGCCAGGACCAUCUGGAAAUGCUUAGAACUCACCGAUGUCUCAGACCCAAGCCAGACUAAGUGAAUCAAAACCUCUGGUGAUGGGACUCCAGCUAUCUGAUUUUCCUUAUGAAAUCAGUGCUUUUAACACAGAAUGGCUGGCAACAAGAACAAAAAAUGAUGAGCUAAAGAUAACCUGAUACAUUUAUUACUCAAUUGGGAAAACCUGACCCAGGAACACAGCAUCCAAUCUAGUUGUCUGUAUUUAAAUUGAAUCAUCGAAGGGUGAUUUUCUUUUUUCAGAUUUUUUUAUUAGGAUAUAUUCAUUGUACAGGGGGAAUUCAUUGUGACAAUUCCACCAAGGGUGAUUUUCUGAGAAUUUGAUAUGGUAGAAUAAACUUCUGAGGAAUCACUGCAUCCUAUAGUGUUAGUCAUAAGCUUCUUAUGAGUUGAAGAAUGGUCUGAGGAGGAGUCCCUGGAUGAGUUCUGGACUGUGGGUUCUAUGCCUUUGGCAGCCCCUCUGGAGUGGAAGGACCAUGGGUACAAAUAACUAGACGGGGGCCAGGGAAGACAGGGUUCUUUGGAGCCUGGGGAAGGUCCCCAUGACUCAGCCAACUUGGCAUGUAAGAUCGCUAAUGUUCAAGGAGAGUGGUCUUGAUUACCACCCAGGGUUGAAGACUAAGAUUCUACCAUCUUUUUCUGGCCUGUGAAUGAACUGGUAACCUUGUCUAUGAAACAAAGAUAGAGGGACCCAGGAAACUGAUGAAUACUGGAUUUCUGACCCCUCAACAUGUGUCAGCAUUAGCCAGAUUUAAUUUCACUUUGUGAAGCUGAAAAUGUGACCGUGUUUGCAUGUAAAUAUUAUGGAGUGACCCAUACAUAAAAAUAAAUAAAACAAUUUUGGUGAUAAUUUAUAUAGUAAUAACACGUGGAUCCCUAUACCUUUUUAUUUCUGCAUAUGAGAGCUGCUGUGUACCUGUGCUGGAGAAACAUCCAGAAGAAUGGGCCCCUGGCUUCUCUCAUGCAACCAUCAGAGCAGAAAGAGAGCAGUUUGGGGCAGGAGGUGGGGAGACUGUGUGGUGGAGAAACAUUUUGUCCAUUGGAUAGUGGCUCUAGAGGAAAUAUCCUGUCUACAUCAUGGGAUGGAAGAAGCUGCUCGCAUCCCCUUGUGACGGUUUAAGUACCAAGUAAUGCACAGACUUGGAGACUGUCCCGCCAUUGAUGGGGUUGGGACACUGCUAAAUAACUCAGAUAAAUGUGAAGUGUGCCAUCAGAGUGGGCAGAUGCGUCGCUGUGACACUUGCUCAAGAUCCUAUCAUAAGAAUUGCCACAUCCCACCUGUGGAAGCUAAGAGAGUCAGGAACCCAUGGCAUUGCAUCUUCUGCAAGACAAAGGCUAUUCGGGAAAGGUGCCAAGAUGGCCAACCAUGUCAUCAGGAGUCUGAGGUCCUAAAGAGGAAGAUGCUGCCCAAGGAACAGCUGAAAUGUGAGCUACUUCUAUUGAUGAUCUAUUGUUGCCCAGAAAGUGCCUAUUUUGCCUCAAAACCAUACUAUAGUAGAAAGUCCUUGCAGGGCCUCCAGGAGCACAUGUGGCUAAACAAGAUCAAGAACAGGCUGAAUAAGAAGGCGUACUCCCGGGUGGGGGCAUUCGUGCGGAACGUGCGACUCAUCUUUGAGAAUCACGAGAAAUUUUACAAAGGCAAAAAGUUCAUCAGACUGGGCCACACAGUUCAGGCCGAAUUCGAGAAGAAUUUCAAAAACAUUUUUGCAAUCCAGGAAACAAGCAAGAAAAGCAUUCAGUUUCGACACGUUGUUUUCCUGUCAUAACCUGUAACCCGUUCUAUUUCCCCCUGGGGACCCUCCACGCAGCUAAUGACACAAGCACCGUGGUCUGCUACUCACCUCACCGUUCUCAUGCCAACAAAAUGCCACAUUUCUUUUUUAAACAAUUUUCAUUGCCCUUCCUGAUCAAACUUAAAGUUGUCUUAUCAAGUUCUCUUAUUGAAUAAUUUGUAAUAAAUAUUACAAUGAAAAUAACCAGUCUUUCCAUAACAGAUCAUAUUAUGCCCCUUCAUUUAGUCAAAGCGUGUGUUAGAUUCUUCAGGGUUUUCUCCUCCCCUCACUACACAGGAUUGACUUUUUAUUUUUGAUGUUAUGUGAAAGUGAUGUUUUCCACCAUUAUUUUAUUACUGACAAAGCCAUUGCUAUGUACAUAAAUUUGUCACUGGUAACCUGUGACAAAUGCUACUAGCACCUCUUCUUGUCUUUUUUGCUGUGGCUCCAGGAAGCCCGCCAUGGCUACACAGCAUCUCCAACUUUCAACUCAUGGAUUUGUACUCAGUCCAGCUUAAGUGUUAAAACCUCCAACAAUUCUUGGUUCUGUUGAGAAAUGGCUCUGCCAGGGUAUCCUGCUAUGCUUGUAUACCUAGGGGAGGAAAACGUAAUUUUCCCCUGCCCUCUUGGUACUUGUCUGGGGCCCCUGAAACAACACAAGAUUAACAAGAGAAAAGCAAAUCAGCUUUCUAGUGUGGAUAUAGUCAUGUAUAAUUGGAUCACAGAGGGGCAUUGACAGUCAGGUGCUCCACAUAGCCUCUUUUUUUUUAUUUUACUUAGUAUCCAAUGUAAUUUAUUCUAGUAAUAAAUUAACAUAGUUACAAAAAUGUUGGGUGCUAUCCUAGAAAAAUACUUACGAAUGUGUACAUUAAAGUAUAUGCAGAACCCUUUAAAACAGUUGACUUAAUAAUUUUCAAACUUAGAAGUGUGGUGACAUCAUUAUUGAAGAAAAAUGGAUUCCAUUCUCUGUAAUUCA
Molecule: messenger RNA, 3628 nt
Organism: Castor canadensis (American beaver)
Lineage: Eukaryota; Metazoa; Chordata; Mammalia; Rodentia; Castoridae
Source: RefSeq, a predicted model, not a curated record